This is a messenger RNA of Cladocopium goreaui, 3081 nucleotides long. The record is from the annotation of a GenBank genome assembly. Lineage: Eukaryota; Dinophyceae; Suessiales; Symbiodiniaceae.
AUGGGCUAUGCUCGUUCCAAGACCCCUUCGAUCGGCGAUCGGCCUGGAACGCUUCCAUUCAAGGAAGUAAAGCGGAAGGCCAUUUUGGCUGGCCUGAGAUGCAUGAAAGCUCCGGCGGUAAUUGCAAUGUUGGUCAACGCCAUCUUUGCGAUGCCAUCCUUGCAGUGGGGACCAUCCCAUGAGAUAUCCCACUUGGAGCUGUUUGCUGGGGAAUGCUCUGUCACCCGCGGAGAAUUUCAGGAGGGCCGCACUGAUUCCAUCGCCCUGGACAUCACCCACGAUCCGGUGACCAUGGACUUGACCACACCCACUGGAUUUUUGACUGCUUGCUAUCAUGCGACAUGUCUCCGAGUUGGUGCAGGUCUACUUGCAGCUCCAGUAUGCUCAAGCUUUGUUUACAUGUCAUCCGGUACAAGUCAGAGAAGUCACGCUCAGCCACUCGGGCAGACCAAGUACCCAUCAGUGGCGCAAGGAAAUUUGUUGGCUUCCAGAACUUUGGUGAUUAUCUUAAUAGCUGCCAGCCUGAAUGUGUGGUGGUUACUUGAGCAACCGCAGGGAAGCUGGAUGGAACUGCAUCCACUAUUCCAGGAAGUCUUGCGCUUGCUAGAUGUGUGGAGGCAUCGCUUCACUAUGGGGGCUUAUGGAAGCCCGAGUGAAAAACCCACAUGGAUUUAUUCGAGCGAAGAAUCAGUCGAAGAGCUCGAGAAGUUCAGGCCUUUGUUCCAGACCAAGAAGGACAAGGUGAGUCUUGUUGACCGCUACACGGAUGGAAGUGGGCGUCAGAGGAUCAAGGGCAACAAGAAUCUCAAGAUGAGCCAAUCCUACCCUUUACCGUUUGGCAUUGCUUUGGCACGCCUUCGAAGUCACCAUGCGGCCCGAAUCAAGGCCCAGGCGGUGAAAACCAUCAAGCAGAAUGUGAAGACCUAUCGCACUGCCCAACUUGGAAUGGGGCGACUUGUCCUCAAGACGGGGCUUAAAGGUGCGCCACCCACCUCGUGUGGUGGCAUGGCAAAGUCAAACAAUAAGACAGACAAGGCGGAAAGGAAAAGGGUCAAGGUUAUUGCUAAGACCAAGGCAGAAAAGAAGAAGUGUGAGAAGGCUGAGAAGAUCUGUUCAGAUCGUCAGAAAAGUCAGAAGAGGAAGGGAGUUCCACCUACCAAUGCAACCCAUGUAGCCAAGAAAGCAAAGAAGGAAAAGACAGAUCCUCCUCAGCGUGGCAAGAAGACUCCUCAACAGGUGUCGCAGAAACAUGGCAAGACCAAGAAGACAGAAGGUGGAACCAAGAAUGUAGACCAACCACCGGCCCAGCCAGUUCGCCGUUUGUCAGGAAAAACGAAGCCUCAAGAUGCCAUCUCUUCGACUCCUUCAGAGACUACAGUACCCUCACCUUGCAAGGAGUUGUUUCCUGAUCAAGCUUCAGGUAUCGCUUCACCUGCAGUUUCUUUGGCAAGCCUACAUGCAUGGAAAAAGGAAGCCACUGAGCGAGGUCUUUCCCUGGAGCAGUACAUGGAGGAGGUGUCUCAGAAAGAGUUGGAAGCCAAUCUCGAGGCACACAUGGCAAAACUUGUUGCUGAGCAGAAGGCUGACCAUGAAGAACAAGAUUCUUCUUCUGACUCCAGUGAUUCAAGUGAUCAAGAAGGGUCGGAAGAGAGCGAGGAUGAUGAUGGUGAACACGAGACGACAAAGGGAAAGAACCCUGAAGAUUCCGAGGGGGAGUCUGGAGAUGAUGGUUCCCAAGUCUCAGAGGAUGACAGCGAGAUUGAUGAGGAUCUUGAUGGAGAGGAGAUGGAUGAGGAGGACGAGGCUGUCAUUGAUGGCAUUGACAAGCAGCUUGCCUUGCCAGCACCAGCUGAGACACCCACAGCAGCACCCACAGCCACACCAGCCACACCAGCGGCACCAGUGGCACCCCAGCCUGCAGCACCCACCGGUCAGAGCCAAGUGGCCAUGGCUGCCAUCCAGCAGAAAGAAUCCCCGCCCCAGCCACCAACAGAACCAGCCCCAGCUGACCAAUAUGCCAAUGCAAAUUCCCGAACCCACAAGGCAGAGUGGGACAAGUUCUCACGCCAGUGCAUCGACCGGAAAAAGUUUCCUUGUACCCUUGCUGCCCACUAUCUUCGAGACAAGACAGACCUGUUUAGGGUUGAAGUGGUCAUGCAGCGAAAGGCGGAGAAAGUGACCCUGAACCGAAAGGAAAGAGAGGGAGUGAAAGCGAGGGACAUAUUGAAGAAGUAUCCAAAGGAGAAAGCCGAAGCCCUCAUGAGCAACCUCAAAAAGAAAGGUCUGUGGUACUACGACCCUGAUUUUGAGAAUGAUGAUGAGGAAGUGUACUACUACAUCAACGCUGGCAACAAGAUGCGUUCCGACGAUCUCACCAAGGAGAGCGCCUCGGUGAACAUCCGGGACAAAGGCAACCAGGAACUUGCGGAAGCUCUCAUCGAUCCUGAGGGUGGAGUGUUGGCUUCUGGGUUCCAGCCAGAGGUUCAAGCUGCCACCGAAGAGGGUCAGAAAAAUUUGCUUGAAGCUUUGCAUGCGUCAACAGUUCAGAAACCAAAGAAGGGAAAGGGCCAAAGUUCUGAGAAGACUGAAAAGGCUGUGCCGCAAACUUUGGAUGAGCUGGCAGCUGCCAAAAUGGAAGAAUGUUUGAAGAAAGGAGCUGAAGGCAGGAAAUUCGCAAUUGCCCUUGAAUCCCUCGAAUAUUCUGGGGACCUUGCGAAGCAGCUCUUCGCAUUUUCGUCGAAGAUGGAGCAAGUCUUCAAACGCCUUCAAGAGCUCAGAAACAAGAAGGAGACCGAUCCCAAGCUUUACAACAAGCAUUUCAACAUCAUCGAAGAGAAGUUGGCGUGGUAUGCGAAAGCUGAGUCUGCAGCCAAAGCCUUGCAGAACGGAUUGGGUAGUAAGCCAAAGAAGGGUAAGGUGUCGAAGAGGAAGGAAAAGCAGGAAAAGUCAGGUGCAGCUGAUGCUUCAAAAGAAGCUCCAAAAAGCUGAGCCGCAAAGUCAAUAGCUCAGGGUCAAAACUGGACCAAAAUUUUGUCUUUAGGAUCUAGCAGCUUUGAGAGUGGAUAGAAGCCAAGGGAGUGC